CCUAAACUCCCACUCCAUCAUAGCCACCUUCAAGUCUACUUUUGAGGCACGGAGGAAAUAUCCUACAGUUGCCACCAAUGGCAAACAUGUACGCCUCCAGUUGGUCACGGCAUCGGACAUCAGCCUCGUUUCCAAACACACUUGGCAGAUUGAACGGCCUCCGACGAUCACCUCGGACAAAAAGGCUAUGAAUAUUUCGGGCGGAUUCCUCCGGCUCACGGGUGAGCUCGAAUGUGACAUCUCCUUUGAUGGCACCGAAUUCAAGGGAACAUGCUACCUUACCAACCGACCGAAGCUUGACUUAAUUAGCUUUGACGGGAUCGAGAAAGUUGGUCUCUUAGAACUGCCACUUAACCGCAUUUGCAAUGGCCAGACGCUGCCUGCAAAGGACUACAGGACUAAUCAGGAAAAGUGGACGAUUGAACGUGUUCGCCGAAAGUGUCGGGUCGGCUCCGAUAUUUGGGUGCGGCACGCCAGCCAGUUGAAACACACUGAAUGUGCUGAGAUGCCAAAACCAAGCCCAACCCUAUCACAACACACAUUCGACCUGCCAAAACCAAUACAAGAAACUACAGUUCCAGUUGUCAGUCAGUCUCCCCAAACCUCUACACGAUCAGGUCGGAAAAAAUGCAAACGGUUCCGUUGCAAGUGA
Dibothriocephalus latus is the source of this 652-nucleotide messenger RNA. The record is from the annotation of a GenBank genome assembly. Lineage: Eukaryota; Metazoa; Platyhelminthes; Cestoda; Diphyllobothriidea; Diphyllobothriidae.